GGUAUGUGUCUGUCUGUCUGUGAAGUCCAAUAAAGCUUUUGUGAAAAGUUCUCUAUCUCAUUCAAGUUCAUAGCUACUACUACCCCCACUCCUCUCUCAGCAAUGCAAAACUUGUCAAGUGCGGUGCAUCAUCACGCUCUACUUCAACAACUUCAUCAUCUUACUCUUAUCACAACACACCCUUCCUUCCACGCAGAGAACUUCAACCACGUGCUCUUCUCAUAGGUAUUACUGUAAUUUGCAACUACCAUUCUUCUCUCUCUCUCCUCUUUGUUCUCGAAAGACCGAACAAAGUGGCCUUCAGUAGAAGAUUCACCUUUCUGUCUUCACAUUUUGCCACCCAAAUGCCCCUCUCUGAUGACUGGUGACAGUUUUUGGUUGUAGAAAAAUUGGACGCUGUGAAGACUAUUGAAUUAAUGGAGUCUAUUGAUUGAGCUUACCAACUGAGUUCUUGGCAAUACUAAGAUUGAUACAUAGUUAUUUUGAAGAAAGAAAAAAUAUAGAAAUUCCAUUAAGAGAUUUUUGGGACACCUUUUGUGACUUGUGAGGUUUGUAUAUUCCAAUUUCCAACAUGGGGUGUGUUUUGUCAAGCAUUGAUGAGGAUGAGAACGUUCGUAAGUGCAAGGAAAGGAAGAGGGCGAUUAAGCAGUUGGUGAAGAUUAGAGGGGAUUUUUCUGAUUCUCUAUUGGCUUAUUUGAAAGCAUUGAGGAACACUGGUGCCACCCUUAGGCAAAUCACCGAGUCUGAUAUGAUUGAGUUUGAAACUGCCUCUAAUGCGGCUUCUCCAUCUCAUCAUCUGCCUGCAUCCCCUCUGCGGCCGCCGCCAUGGCCUCCUUUUCUUGCCGACAAGGCCAUGGUGCACGAAGAUGAAAUGCUAGAGAAUGGUGACAGCAAUGUGCCUCUGCUGCAAAUUGAUUCAAGUUUGAGCUCGUUACGGCUGUUUCAAAGCACUGAUAGAAGAGAAAUAGUAGAAUCAGUGGAGGAGGACAAUUGGGAAGAAAUGAAAACAGAAUUUGAGGAUGAAGAAGCAGAAGCAGAAGCUGCUGCAAUUGCUGAAAGAUUGCGUAGGGGAAAACAAAAGUUGAUUGAACCAGUUGACGAAAAUUCCUCUGCUAUGAGUUUGUAUAGAAGAGACACUACAGCUAUGCCUGUGGCGGUUGGUAGAAGUGGGAAAACAUUGGAGGGUAUAGGUAAAGAGCUGGAUGAUCAUUUCCUGAAAGCAUCUGGAUGUAUAAAGGAAAUUGCUGUUCUUAUAGAUAUCAAUGGAGGAGAUACUCUUCUUCGGCAGAAUUCUGGGCAUCUUGAUAGGAAGAGAGGCAAUUCUGCAAAGGUCUUCAGUGUACUGUCAUGGAGUAGGUAUUCAAAGUCACCCCCAUCCACCAAAGAUGGUGCUGAAUUUUCUGGUCAUAGUGAACCAUGCAAACCUGGAGCUCAUUGUGCCACAGUUAAAAAAUUAUAUGUGGCAGAGAAGAAACUUUUCAAGGCAUUAAAGGAGGAGGGAAUUGUUGCAUUGGAGUUCGACAGGAAGUCCACGUUAUUGUGUAAACAAGAGGAUGAGAACCUUGACAUAGUCAAGAUUGACAAAACUCGAUCAAGUGUUGAGAAGUUGGAGUCUGAUUUAAUAAGCCUAAGGCAGUGCAUCAGUGAAACAACUUCAUCAAUUUUGGAAAUGAUAGAUGAGGAGCUUUUGCCCCAGCUGGUUGCAUUAACUGCGGGGUUGACACAAAUGUGGAGGACAAUGCAUGAGUCCCAUAAAGCCCAAGCACUCAUCUCCCAACAUUUGAGUAACCUCAGUGAUAAUCAUAACACGAUACUAAAUUCUGGAUAUCAUCACCAGGCUACUAUUCAAUUUGAGACUGAAGUUUCUUAUUUGUAUAAUAGCAUUGGCAAACUUGUAAAAUUUCAACAAUUUGAGACUGAGGUUUCUUAUUGGUAUAAUAGCUUUGGCAAACUUGUAAAAUUUCAACGGGAGUAUGUGAGGACCCUCUAUGAGUGGAUUAAGCUUGCUGAAAGCCUCAAGGAUGGUAAUGAAUGUAGCAAUCAUUCUUCUAUUCUUGCCAUUUGUGAUCAAUGGGAGCGUGGGCUUAACAAGUUACCUGACAAGGAGACCUCUGAAGCAAUAAAAAGCCUGAUGUCAUGCCUUCGUUUCAUAACUGGCCAACAGAUUGAGGAAGAUAACAUUCUGGAAAGGUUACAAAAACUUGAAAGGAAGUUCCAAAAAUGCUUGAACUCCAUGGCUGAGAUGCAGCAAAGAAUAGAUGGAGGUAUGGCUGAUACAAGCCCCAAGCAUCCAAUACAUCUUAAGAAAACUGAAACCGAAGCCCUUAAGAAGCAAGUGGAAAGUGCGAAAGCAAAUUAUUUGGAUUCUGUUCAGUACAGUAGGGCAAUGACCCUUGAUCACCUCCAAAAGACACUUCCCCCUCUCUUCCAGUCACUGAUGGAGUUUUCAAGUGAAUCAGCUCAGGCUAUUGAGGCUAUCAAUGCCCCAGGAAAGCCAGUAGAGUAGAGUGCAGGACUUUGCAUCGCAUAACUUUUUUCUGUUGCCUGGUGCUUUGGAUGGUAUGAGCACAAAAUAUAUGUUAUUGUAAAUUGUGUUCUUGACAGUUUGAAAACUGAAACAAAAUUAUGUUGAGCCAUUCUUGAUGGUAUCAAAAUUAUACACUUCUGUAUAUCCCUUUCAAGCCACCAAGUACUGAAUUUUUCAAUGGGGGGCUUAAGGCUAUUUACAUUGUAGCAAAUGGAAAAAUGAAAAAAAAAAAAAAAGUACUCAUACAUAGAGGGUGUAUACUAGGAUGGUUAGAAAUCCAAUGGUUGUGUGAAGAGCAAAUGAGGGGCAAGGACGGUUUUAAAUAUUUUAAGUAUGAUUUGGAAAUUAUCAUUA
This is a messenger RNA of Glycine soja, 2881 nucleotides long. RefSeq names its product nitrate regulatory gene2 protein-like. Lineage: Eukaryota; Viridiplantae; Streptophyta; Magnoliopsida; Fabales; Fabaceae. The coding region runs from base 572 to 2506 and encodes 644 amino acids. The record is from RefSeq and is a predicted model, not a curated record. The transcript has 6 exons.